Molecule: messenger RNA, 1676 nt
Organism: Cucumis sativus (cucumber)
Lineage: Eukaryota; Viridiplantae; Streptophyta; Magnoliopsida; Cucurbitales; Cucurbitaceae
Product: palmitoyl-monogalactosyldiacylglycerol delta-7 desaturase, chloroplastic
Exons: 5
Coding region: 206-1348 (380 amino acids)
Biological process (GO): lipid metabolic process
Cellular component (GO): endoplasmic reticulum membrane
Molecular function (GO): oxidoreductase activity, acting on paired donors, with oxidation of a pair of donors resulting in the reduction of molecular oxygen to two molecules of water
Source: RefSeq, a predicted model, not a curated record
UUUCCACCUUAUCUCUUUUCUUCUUCUUCUUCUUUUAACCCUUUCCUUUUCUUUCCAAAACAAACACAAACCACAACUCUGUUUCAACACUAAAUCACCUCAUAAAUUCAUUCACAAACCGACAAUUUUCCCCCUUCCAUUUAUAAAUCCCCACAGCACAAUCACUUCAAUUCUUCACAGUCGCCUGCUUUUUUCUUUUCCCCCGAUGGCUCUUCUCAAUUCUAAAUUCCACCGCUUCCCAUCUCUCCGCCCUUCAAUCCACCGUUCACCCCUCCCCACCCUUAAUUUUCCCUCCAUUCCCCAUGACCAAUUACCCUUUCAUUUUGUGGGUCGUCCUAAUUUCAAUUCCCUGAGGUUGAAUUCCCCAAUUCAUAUCCAAAACAGAGCAAUUUCUUCGCCGACAGAAGCAUUUGAGCCAGAGUCGUUGCCGCCGCCACCGGCGUCGGCGGUGGAUGGGAGGAGGAUUUUGUUGUCGGACGUAGUGGUGAAGCGGCGGAGGGAAGUGUUUUGGGGAAGGAAAUGGAAUUCGUUAGAUAUCGGAACGGCUGGAGUGGUGGUGGCGACGCAUUUACUUACACUUUUUGCUCCUUUUCAAUUCAAUUGGGCUGCAUUUUGGGUGGCGAUUUCUUUAUAUAUAAUCACUGGUCUAUUCGGUAUUACCCUAUCAUUUCAUCGGAAUCUCUCUCAUCGGAGCUUUAAACUUCCUAAAUGGCUCGAAUAUCUCUUCGCAUAUUGUGGAGUUCAAGCCCUUCAGGGAAAUCCGAUCGAUUGGGUUAGCACGCAUAGAUAUCACCAUCAAUUUUGCGAUUCCGAAAGAGACCCGCAUAGUCCAAUUGAAGGCUUUUGGUUUAGUCAUAUGAGUUGGUUGUUUGAUACCAAUUCUGUGGUUGAGAGGUGUGGAGAGCCAAACAAUGUUGGGGAUUUGGAAAAGCAACCAUUUUACAAGUUCAUUCAAACUACUUAUCUUCUUCAUCCAAUUGCUCUUGGUGCUUUACUCUAUUCAAUGGGUGGAUUUCCUUUCAUUGUUUGGGGAAUGGGUGUGAGAAUAGUGUGGGUGUACCAUAUCACUUGGCUGGUGAAUUCAGCUUGCCAUGUUUGGGGAAGUCAAGCUUGGAAAACAGGAGAUUUAUCUAGGAACAACUGGUGGGUGGCAUUGCUUGCAUUUGGAGAGGGAUGGCACAACAACCACCAUGCAUUCGAGUUCUCAGCCCGACAUGGCCUAGAGUGGUGGCAGCUCGACAUGACAUGGUACGUUGUUCGGCUUCUUCAAGCUAUUGGUUUGGCCACAGAUGUGAAGAUACCAACACAACUUCAGAAAGAAAAAUUGGCAAUCAUCAACACCACAUGAUAUAAAGAUAUUAUACUAAAACUUUAAUUUUUUGUAAGCAAAUCUUCAGUACCAAAAACUGUAUGUCUUUCUCGUUUCGAGAUUCAAAUGGGUUCUGAAGGCUAAAGUAUAUAGAAAGAGUAGAUAGCAUUUCAAUCGGGAGACAUUGGAAUUGUUCUCUCUGCACUCAACUUUACAUAGCAUAUGAUGUAUUCACUAAUUUAAUUAGAGAGUUUUUUUCUCCCCAUUUUUUAUGAUUUUUGUUGCAAUACAGUUCGGUUUCGUUUUGAACAACGAAAACUUGUAAGUUAUACGUUUUAAAAUGGAUUGGAAAAGAAGAUUACAACAU